Trichogramma pretiosum is the source of this 2074-nucleotide messenger RNA. It is a transcript of the gene beg, whose product is annotated as probable malonyl-CoA-acyl carrier protein transacylase, mitochondrial. Gene Ontology annotation, molecular function: transferase activity. Bases 303 to 1517 code for a protein of 404 amino acids. The transcript is spliced from 2 exons. The record is from RefSeq and is a predicted model, not a curated record. Lineage: Eukaryota; Metazoa; Arthropoda; Insecta; Hymenoptera; Trichogrammatidae.
UUUUAAGGUGAUUUAUCUGGUUUUUAAAUUUUUUUUUCAACCAAUUCCCAUCAAAUCUGCCGGCUAUGGCUCAACAGCGUUCUGCAGUCAGUGCACACUUAGCCGCAUGGAUUACAACAGAGCCGGCACGCUGUAAAUUCAAAACAUGAUCUCGGCAAGAUUUCAGUUAUAGAGGUUAAAAGUUGCAUUCGAGUUAUAAGAUGAUUGUAUACAUUCUAUCGCAUAUCAUUUGCAUCAAUUGUUAAUACACAAAAAAGCUCGAUUAAAGAGUAUCAUUUAUGAUUUGAAAGGUUUUUGAGAAAAUGUUGUCCAAAGUUAAUUAUACCACCAUGAGAUGUUGUUUCUCAUCAAUGAGACUUUACUUGGAUUGCAGUAGAUACAAUUGCAUUGUUGUUCAUAGUAAAAUUCAAAAAAGGAAAUAUUCCGACUCGUCAAAAGAACCCUCUGUAUCAAAACUUUUAGAGGAGGCUGCAUCAUUUAAUACAAGUGAUAGUUCAGAGUGGAGUACAAGCCCCUAUCCUGUUACAGCUGAUCAUGACAAACCAAAACCAAAGAAAAAUAUCAUAGAUCCUACAGAUACAUCAAUAAUAUUGUUUCCAGGCCAAGGAGUUAUAAACGUUGGAGAUGCCAAAAAGUAUUUAAGAUUUCCACGAGUGAAAGAUCUUUAUGAGAUUGCAAGUAGUGUACUUGGAUAUGAUCUUUUAAAGUUAAGUCUUAAAGGUCCUCAAAAUUUGUUAGAUAGAACUGAAUUCAAUCAACCCGCAACUGUUGUAUUAUCAUUGGCAGCCUUAGAAAAACUUCAGGAAGAGAGGCCGAAAGCUUUUGAAUCAUGUGUGGCUACUGCAGGUUAUAGUGUAGGAGAAUUAACAGCUCUAAUCUUUUCUGGUGCUCUAACUUAUGAAGAAGGACUAAAAUUAGUAAAAGCAAGGGCUGUAGCAAUGCAAAGUGCCACAGAAAUGUCUAAUCAAGGAAUGCUUUCAUGUAUUUGUACUCCUAGCGCUAAUGUAUCUCUGAUUUGUAAAGAAGCUGAAAAAUGGGCGAUGGAUAUUGGUGCAUCCGAACCAAUUUGCAGGGUUGCCAUUUAUUUGUAUACUCAAAUGAAAGUUAUUGGUGGGUGCAAUGAAGCUCUUCAAUACAUUGAAAAAAAUUCUCGUAAUUUAGGUUUACGCAAAGUGUCCAGACUUCCUGUAUCUGGGGCAUUUCAUACUAGUUUGAUGGAACCAGCGUUGAAAUCAUUCGUGAAAGCUUUAAACAAUGCACCUUUAAGUUCACCCAACACAACAGUAUAUUCUAAUUUUUCUGGUAAAGUCUUCAGUACGAAUCCAUCACAAAUGAAAAAGCAAAUAAUCAAACAAAUCAUUUCACCGGUCAAGUGGGAGCAAAUUAUGCAAACUAUGUAUAGCAGGCCACCAGGAACUGAAUUUCCAAGAACUUUUGAUGUGGGGUCAAAAGGAAUGCUAAAAACUAUUUUAAAAAAUAUCAAUGCUAAGGCAAUUGAUGAAUGUCAUGUAUAUUAAUGUUAAUAAGUUGUUGACUAUUGUACAUUUUUAUAAAAUAUAAUUUAUUUGCGAGUUUUUAAGAAUGUUAGUUUUUGAUUAUGUAUUUUUACACUUAAUAAAGAACUAAAAUUGACGAUGGUUGAUCUUUAUAAAUAAUAGUAAUGAUAGUAAUGAUAUGGAUAACAUUUGUGAGAUUCUUAUGAUUGAUACAAUACGUUUUUGUAAAUUUUUUUCUGAUAAAACCACUAAUGAAUACGCGCCCACCUGGCCGUACUCGAUCGUCAAAUUGAACGUCACCCGUCUACUUGACAAGACGGACCGGAACCUUUGUAUCGUUAGAACAGUUUGAUGCUGUUCUAAUUCUAAGACUAGGUUUUAUAGUAACACUAUAAAUUUCAUGCUGAUGAAAGAGUUGUUUGAAUAUUUUUUUAAUGUGUAUUCAUCUAUUCGUGUCAAAAAUGCGCGAAAAAUCCGACGGUUCUCUGCCAUAAUAAGGUCAGAGCGAUCUGAUAAGAGUAUUAAAUGAUAUAUUUUUAUAAAAAUUUGUUUCGACUAUUUGAUCCAUAGAAUGAGAC